AUGGCGAACAGCAGCAGCAAGAAGCCGCGCUGUAGCCGUUGUCACCCUUCUGCAAAUUCCUCGCUUCUCGCCGCAGCAAUCCUCCUCCUCGCAAACCCUUUCACUCUCCUCUCCCAGGCACAAACAUCGUCUGUACCUCUCACCGUCUCAGGUCCCGCCUUUGCCAGGACCACCACACGUCUCUACGUCCUGGGGGGUCAAUACGCCACUAUCAAUUAUGGCCAAUUCUUCUCGCUCGACCUCGCCAACUCCUGGAACAGCACCACCCCCCUCUGGACGCAGCUCAAUGAUGGACCCCAGCAAACCAUUUUCCCCGCUGUUUUCUCCGCAGACCAAAAGACCAUGGUUACCUUCCAUUCGGGCAACUCAGCCUUUGCCUAUCAUUAUUCUGUUGUUACUGGUCAAUGGACUCGAGCGACAGUGCAGGCACAGUACGGAGACUAUCAGGGUAUCGGCGCGGUGACAGACCCUAACACUGGGUUGGUCUAUCUUGCGGGUGGGUACACAUCCGCCGACCGCAACUCGAUGAACGUUUAUAACUUUGUGACGGAUACGAUGUCAGCGAACGCAUUGCCUCCGUCCACCACAGUUUUUCCGAAUCGCGCGUAUUAUGCCAAUGUUUGGUCACAGAAGCGGAAGAGUAUCCUGUAUUUUGGCGGGUAUAAUUCUACAUUGGGUGCGAUUCCAAAUGGUAACACUGUAACAGAGUUUGUGCCCUCGACUUCAGCGUGGUCCACAUUGGUCACAUCAGGAAUCGCCCCAGCAAUGCGAGCAGACCUGUGCAUGACAUCGAAUGAUGAUGGCUCACUUAUGGUAAUCUAUGGAGGAAGGCUGUCCAACAACACAUUCAGUGGCGAAAUCUUUAUUUUUGACACUGUCAGCCAGACCUGGAGACAGGGCUUGACCGGCCCUCCUAGACUUUACACAGCCUGCACCAUUGCCGGUACCCAGCUCUUGGUCUGGGGAGGAGUGGACUCGACAAACACGGCCGCGCCUGCGGCGAUUUUGAUCUACGACCUGAACAACAACGCGUGGAUCACACAAUACACUCCUCCAGCAUCUUAUGUAGCUGCCAGGGCGUCCGAGACUACCUCGAGCUCACCAAAUGCGACAAGCACGAGCUCACCCUCGAACGAUGGAUCAUCUUCGAGCAAUGCGGGAGCGAUUGCAGGAGGAGUCGUUGCGGGUGUGGCGGUGCUCUGUGCGGGAGUGUUGUUCUUCAUCUUCCGACAACGACGACGACAACAGCAUCAGGCCAUCCCAUUGAACACGACGAGCGAUCAUGAGGAUGGCGCAGGGUCCAGGCGGUCCACACCACCACCACCAAUGAAUGCUCAUGAGGAUGAGCUUCAGCAGAUGCGAACACAGCUCCAGAACCAGCAGGAGCAAUUGGAGUUACAACGGAGGUUGCUGCUGUUACAGCAACAGCAACAGCAGCUACAGUUGCCGAUCCAGCCGCAGCAUCAGUAUCCGGAUGCGACAUAUAAUUACCAACCGCCGAUUUUCUAUUCAGCAGCUGGGGGACAAACAGCAAACCCAUUGAUUGCGACGACGAUAGGUUCUCCACCACUAGGGUGGGAUACAGCGCACACGUCACCGGAUUCGAUAAAGCUGGUUCCGACGAGUGGUGGGUUGGCGGGUACAGGGUAUGUGGAAGGAGGAAAUAGCUAUGUGGACGCGCAACAACAGCAUCUUGGGGUCAUGCCUGUGAUGUAUAAUCCACCACCGACGACCGCAGGACCCUCGGGGGCGGCGAUGGAGGCAAAAGGCAAGCACGAGAGUAAUUACUGGGAGGAACGUCCACCAGGCAACCCGCAUACUAUUAUUGAGACAUAG
Molecule: messenger RNA, 1836 nt
Organism: Gamsiella multidivaricata
Lineage: Eukaryota; Fungi; Mortierellomycota; Mortierellomycetes; Mortierellales; Mortierellaceae
Exons: 3
Coding region: 1-1836 (611 amino acids)
Molecular function (GO): protein binding
Source: RefSeq, a predicted model, not a curated record